AUGGGCCUCCACGAGGAUGAAGACCGCAAGUUUGCGGAGGAAGUUGAAGCCGUGAAGAACUGGUGGAAAGACUCCCGAUGGCGCUUCACCAAGCGUCCCUUCACAGCCGAGCAGAUUGUGGCCAAGCGUGGCAACUUGACCAUCGACUAUCCCUCCAUCGUGCAGGCCAAGAAGCUCUGGGGCAUCUUGGAACAGAACUGGCAGAACAAGGAGGCCAGCUACACAUAUGGCUGCUUGGAGCCCACAAUGAUCACGCAGAUGUGCAAGUUCCUGGAUACCAUCUACGUCUCUGGAUGGCAGAGCUCCUCAACUGCCUCGUCUACCGACGAGCCCUCUCCUGACCUUGCCGAUUACCCUAUGGACACUGUUCCCCGCAAGGUCAACCAAUUAUUCAUGGCUCAGCUCUUCCACGACCGAAAGCAGCGGGAGGAACGCAUCACAACCCCCAAGGAACAGCGCUCCAAGGUUGCCAAUGUGGACUACCUCCGUCCCAUCAUUGCCGAUGCCGACACUGGCCACGGUGGUCUGACUGCCGUGAUGAAGCUGACCAAGCUGUUCGUCGAGCGGGGAGCCGCUGGUAUUCACAUCGAGGACCAGGCUCCCGGUACCAAGAAGUGCGGCCACAUGGCCGGCAAGGUGCUCGUUCCCAUCAGCGAACACAUCAAUCGUCUCGUUGCCAUUCGUGCCCAGGCCGAUAUCAUGGGCAGUGACCUCCUCGCCAUUGCUCGCACAGACUCUGAAGCCGCCACCCUCAUCACCUCCACCAUCGACCACCGUGACCAUGCCUUCAUUGUCGGCUCUACCAACCCCAGCCUUCAGGCCCUGAACGAUCUCAUGGUCGCUGCCGAACAGGCUGGCAAGAAUGGCCCCGAGCUGCAGGCCAUUGAGGACCAGUGGACCGCCCAGGCUGGCCUCAAGCUCUUUGAUGAUGCCGUGGAGGAUGCCAUCAACGCCGGGACCCACUCGAAUAAGAAGAGCCUGAUCGAGCAGUACCGCAAGGCUGCCAAGGGCAAGAGCAACAAUGAGGCUCGCGCUAUUGCCAAGAACUUGACCGGAGUCGACAUCUACUGGAACUGGGAUGCUCCCCGCACCCGUGAAGGUUUCUACCGUUACCAGGGUGGUACUCAGUGCGCUGUGAACCGGGCUGUGGCGUAUGCUCCGUUCGCCGAUCUGAUCUGGAUGGAGAGUAAGCUGCCCGAUUACAACCAGGCGAAGGAGUUUGCCGACGGCGUGCACGCCGUCUGGCCCGAGCAGAAGCUUGCCUACAACCUCUCUCCCUCCUUCAACUGGAAGAAGGCCAUGCCUCGCGACGAGCAAGAGACCUACAUCAAGCGCCUGGGUCAGUUGGGAUACUGCUGGCAGUUCAUCACCCUGGCCGGUCUGCACACCACUGCUCUCAUCUCACACCAGUUUGCCAAGGCCUACUCGCAGAAUGGCAUGCGUGCCUACGGCGAGAUGGUCCAGGAGCCGGAGAUGGAACAGGGCGUCGACGUGGUCACGCACCAAAAAUGGAGUGGUGCCAAUUACGUGGAUAACCUGCUCAAGAUGGUCUCUGGCGGUGUGAGUAGUACGGCUGCCAUGGGUAAAGGUGUGACUGAGGAUCAGUUCAAAAACUAA
Messenger RNA from Penicillium oxalicum, 1617 nucleotides. Its product is annotated as isocitrate lyase 1. The record is from RefSeq and is a predicted model, not a curated record. The transcript has 4 exons. Gene Ontology annotation, molecular function: isocitrate lyase activity. Gene Ontology annotation, biological process: carboxylic acid metabolic process. Lineage: Eukaryota; Fungi; Ascomycota; Eurotiomycetes; Eurotiales; Aspergillaceae. Bases 1 to 1617 code for a protein of 538 amino acids.